Messenger RNA from Meloidogyne enterolobii, 1026 nucleotides. The record is from the annotation of a GenBank genome assembly. Lineage: Eukaryota; Metazoa; Nematoda; Chromadorea; Rhabditida; Meloidogynidae.
CAAAUGAAUAAGACAACUUUUUACGCAUCAAUUUUGGCGUCUUCUGCCGGAGCGGCUUCUUUGGGUUUUAUUUCUGGUAACUAUUGUUCAUCAAAUGAAUCAAAAAACGACUUUUGGAGGAGAUGGAGAGUGUUCGCUGAUAGUGCUGGAACGGCUGUUGCUUUACCUCCACAAGUUACACCUCUGCCUUCGGGCCCAUUUGAAAUGAAGCAACCACAAAAGAGUAAUAUGGUUAAUGAAUUUCGGAAAGGGCCAUCACGUGCAGCAGAGAUUAUGCGGUUUGGAUAUCCAGGAUUUGAUAAUCUGAGAACAUAUGAGGAUUUUAUUGUCAGCUAUGAUCGAAGGAAUAGAGUAGCUCAUUGGGUUAUUGAACAUCUUACAAAGGAUGUUAUCGCUUACAAUCCAGAUGUUGACAGAAGUAAAUGUAUUUUCAAACCAGAUACUUCUAUUCAUCCAUAUUUCCAAUCACAAAAUGAAGAUUAUAAAAGGAGUGGUUAUGAUCGUGGACAUUUGGCAGCCGCAGCAAAUCAUCGUAGUAAACAAUUAACAAUGGAACAAACUUUCUUUUUAACAAAUAUGACACCACAAGUUGGUAAAGGAUUUAAUAGAGAUAAAUGGAAUGAUUUGGAAAAACAUGUUAGACAAAUUGCUCGUGAUAGCCUGAAUGUUUAUGUUUGCUCAGGUCCUCUUUAUUUACCUUAUCAAGAAGAUGGGCAUUUUUAUAUAAAAUAUAAGGUGAUUGGCGCUAAUCGUGUUGCUGUGCCCACUCAUUUCUUCAAAGUUGUUUUAAUCGAAAAAAUAAAAGAUCAAUUUGAAUUGGAGGUUUAUUUAAUGCCAAAUGCACCCAUACCCAAUGAAAAACCUUUGAGUGAAUUUUUCUCUCCUCUUGAUGCAAUUGAACGUGCUGCCGGUUUUUUAAUUUUUGAUAAAUUACCUAAAGAACAAUUGAAAAAAUUAAAUGGAGAAAAAUUGUCUGAAGAAAAAGGAAUCUUCGGAUGUUUGGAUAAUUUUGUGAAACUUUUUUAA